CACAUGCUUAUUUUCUCACCUGGAAGACGAACGGAAUACGUACAUCCUCGCAAAAAUGAAAACCUUGUUGCUUGUUUCGCUACUACACUUUGUGGCGUCCAAAUCAUUAAAUCCACUUUGUCAGAUGAUGUGCCUGGACGUCUACGACCCGGUAUGUGGUUCAGACGGAAAAACGUACAGUAACUCCUGUUACCUAGCAACCAGGAACUGCAAUUCUCGGCUAACUGUAACCAUGGCGCACAAAGGCGGCUGCGAUUCUGUGGCUAGCUCCGCUGAAAAGCGCUCCGUGGUGACGUGUUAUGAAUGUAACAGCGGAGUUCUCUUUCCUAACCCGAACUGUCCAGCCAAAGGGACAGUCAAUGAUGAGCACACAGAGCACAGAGAAUGUCAUUCCAAGUGCUUUGUCAGGGACAAUGAAUUCUACAACACAACGAUAUUUAGAGGGUGUAUUUCGGACUACCCUGACCUGAUCACCCCAAUACCCCAGGACGGUUACCAUGGUUACCACCACGGCAUUAUUUACAUAUGCACAGGAGAUCGCUGCAAUGGUGGCCCAUUCAAUCCUCCCCCUACACCCCCGGACAACAUUGGUAACUACUGACCGACCAGCAGGCGCCCACAUCUGAUCAGCCGGAAUCUACCGUACACGUUUUAAUCAUGUACAUGAAAUGGUUUUAGACGACGAAUAUAAAGGAAUAU
Messenger RNA from Liolophura sinensis, 699 nucleotides. RefSeq lists its product as uncharacterized. Bases 56 to 601 code for a protein of 181 amino acids. Gene Ontology annotation, molecular function: protein binding. The transcript is spliced from 7 exons. NCBI's taxonomy places the organism in Eukaryota, Metazoa, Mollusca, Polyplacophora, Chitonida, Chitonidae. The record is from RefSeq and is a predicted model, not a curated record. Gene Ontology annotation, cellular component: extracellular region.